ACACUGAGCUUCUUUACCACCAAGGGACAGUCACCUGAACUUCAAAGGAGAGACUGGAGCCUGGGCGUCUGUUCAGCAAACCGUCAAGCUGCCAGGUGCAAAUAUAGAUGGCUUCAACAUUUUCUUUGUCACUUCUUCCACAAACUGGAUAUAAAGCAGUCCACUUCCUCCAACGUUGGCUGGAUCAAUGUUGCACGCUCUUCUUCUCGCACAGCUUUUUCUCAAUCUUGUUUACAGAUUCACUGCACUCCAGUUUGCGGCGUCAUUCACACAAUUUCCACAGCCGUCGACGAGACCUAUCCACCUUUCCCAAGCAGAUGCAAUGUCUACCAAUAAGAUUUGGGGUCAACUCCAGGUGGAUUUAACAAAAGCUCAUCCUAUUCAGCGAAUCACCGACUCUGGCGAUUUCCGCUUCGUCAUCGCCAAUGACUUCCCUCCUCCUCAGCCUGUGCCAUGGGGAAAAGACCAAACCUGGAGCCCUGUAUUGAGCAAGAGCCUAUAUUAUAAACGCCCCGCUAAGUCAUAGAAGUUAUCCUCUGGGACGAAUUGGAAGUGGAGGUCGCACUUGGAAAUCAUCGUUGAUUUCGAAACCAUCAAGGAAGCUUCAUCACCCUUGGCCAAGGUGUUGGCAAAUGA
Colletotrichum acutatum is the source of this 636-nucleotide messenger RNA. RefSeq lists its product as uncharacterized. Lineage: Eukaryota; Fungi; Ascomycota; Sordariomycetes; Glomerellales; Glomerellaceae. The transcript is spliced from 2 exons. The record is from RefSeq and is a predicted model, not a curated record. Bases 188 to 526 code for a protein of 112 amino acids.